Molecule: messenger RNA, 5549 nt
Organism: Neogale vison (American mink)
Lineage: Eukaryota; Metazoa; Chordata; Mammalia; Carnivora; Mustelidae
Gene: NEU3
Product: neuraminidase 3
Exons: 3
Coding region: 204-1520 (438 amino acids)
Biological process (GO): ganglioside catabolic process; oligosaccharide catabolic process
Cellular component (GO): cytoplasm; lysosome; membrane
Molecular function (GO): exo-alpha-sialidase activity
Source: RefSeq, a predicted model, not a curated record
UUCGGGAAGUCUGGGAUCUGUCGGUCUCCCCGCCUCCCCGUGGGUUUUGUCGCCCUGUUUCUUUAGUUUUCGUGGCUUGCUUCCUAAACCUCCGCAGUCUCGCUCUCUCCACUCCCACCUCCGUCUCCCUAGCCUGGGUCAUUCUCCCGUGCUUCGGUGUCCGAGACCUGAGGGCUGCCCGGCGCCCAGCUCUGCCCGGAAAGAUGGAGGAGCCGGGGUCCCGCGGAGAGGUCAUGGAAGAAGUGACAUCGUGCUCCUCCAACAGCCCUCUGUUCCAGCAGGAAGACAAGAGAGGGGUCACCUACCGGAUCCCAGCCCUGCUCUACAUCCCCCCCACCCACACCUUCCUGGCCUUUGCAGAGAAGCGCUCCACGAGCAGAGACGAGGAUGCUCUCCACCUGGUGCUGAGGCAAGGGUUGAGGACUGGGCACUCGGUACAGUGGGGACCCCUGCUGCCGUUGAUGGAAGCCACACUACCUGGGCAUCGGACCAUGAACCCCUGUCCUGUGUGGGAGCAGAAGAGUGGCUGCGUGUACCUAUUCUUCAUCUGUGUGCGGGGCCACGUCACUGAGCGUCAGCAGGUUGUGUCAGGCAGGAAUGCAGCCCGCCUCUGCUUCAUCUGCAGUCGGGAUGCUGGCUGUUCAUGGAGCGAGGUGAGGGACCUGACUGAAGAGGUUAUUGGCACCGAGGUGAAGCGCUGGGCCACAUUUGCUGUGGGCCCGGGUCAUGGGAUCCAGCUGCAGUCGGGGAGGCUGGUCAUCCCUGCAUAUGCCUACUACAUCCCUUACUGGUUCUUUUGCUUCCCGCUACCAUGUAAAGCCAAGCCUCAUUCCCUGAUGAUCUACAGUGAUGACCUGGGGGCCACCUGGCACCAUGGCAGCCUCCUUAAGCCCAUGGCAACUGUGGAGUGUGAAGUGGCAGAAGUGACCGGGAGGGCGGGCGACCCCGUGCUGUAUUGCAGCGCCCGGACACCAAACAGGUGCCGGGCAGAGGCUUUCAGCAUUAACCGUGGUGAAUGCUUUCAGAGACCAGCCCUGAGCCCUCAGCUCUGUGAGCCCCCGCAUGGCUGCCAAGGCAGUGUGGUGAGUUUCCGACCCAUGGAGAUCCUUCAGGGGUGCCAGGACCCUAAUGGCAAAGAUGCUCCUACCGGUCAGCAGAGCCCUCUGCUGGACAGCUCACCGAGGCUACAGCAGGAAGCCGGCCCACUCUCUGAGUCUUGGCUCUUGUACUCACACCCAACCAGUAAGAAGCGGAGGGUCAACUUAGGCAUCUACCUCAACCAGACCCCCUUGGGGGCUGCCUGCUGGUCCCGCCCGUGGAUCUUGCACUGCGGGCCCUGUGGCUACUCCGAUUUGGCUGCUUUGGAAAAGGAGGGCUUGUUUGGGUGUUUGUUUGAGUGUGGGACCAAACGAGAGUGUGAGCAGAUUGCCUUCCGCCUGUUUACGGACCGAGAGAUCCUGAGCCACAUGCAUGAGGACUGCUGCAGCCCUGGUAGGAGCUCUGAGCCAACUGAAAGCUAAAAUUGGCUUAGGACCCAAAUUUCCAUAGAAAGGAAACCACAGAAGGCAACCACAGCCAGGAUAAUGGAGGCCAGAUUAACAGAGGUGGUUGAAGUCUACAGAAAAUCCAAAAUUCAUAUUCUGCACUCCACUUUUUUUCUCUUCUCCCCCAAAGAGCAAAAGGAAAAUUACGCCAUAGCUACUGCAGUGGGGAGAACUAUGAGUUGGGGAACAAUAAUGUGGUCCUGGUUGUGCCCCUGGCUUGCUAUGAGACCUUGGACAUGUCCCCUGAACUCUCCGGGCCUCAGGUUCCCAUCUGUAAAAUGAGAGGAUUGGUGCUGUGAUUUUUCUUCUUCCCAUUCUUAGGAACGGCAAAAUGCCUGUAGGCUCUACGAUCAACGGGUCCUGGCUGCGUGGGUCUCUGAUAGGACUCUAAUCUUGAAGUGGAAGUCAGAGGACUCAGCUUUUCCAGUGACUCACCCCUCAUCCAGGUGUGAGGUUUGGGCAGGUGUGAGGAAUUGGGCAGAACAGUAGAAUCAUGAGGUCACCUGCCUUCUCCAGCUUUGCAGCUCUGCUCAAUCUUCCCUUCCUCCUCCAGAACCCUUAUUUCCUGGGGAGAAAAUAGGAAGCACAAGGCCAGUGGCCCCUGAUAAUGGUACUUAUUGUUUCUGAGGGUGUUAAUCUUAUGAAAGAUGAACCCGAAGUUCAUGUACUAGAAAGGUUCCUGAGGAGAAAAUGUUGUAGAUUAGGACUCUAAAGCAUUGGCUAGAACUUCCCAUGGUCUCUGCCCUCAAAGAGCUCACAGUUCACGGGGCUAGAAGUGGAGAGAAUUCAAGAAAACCGAUGCAGCUGGUUUAUAGACGUUGGGGCUUAAGUUGGGGUUAUGGUAGCUCCUGACGUCAUUGUCUUAGUCACAUCUUCAUUGUGCUUAGAGUCAGCUGCCAGGGCUUGGCUGGCCACUGAGUUCCUCCCACGUCUGUUUUUCUCAGAAUAUUGUUCUGGCCUAGCCACUCCUCUACUCAUGGAGAAGGUCUUCACCAUGAGGAAGGUCUCCAGACCCUAGACCUCUGAAUCGAGCCAAUUUUUUUUUUUUUGUACCUAUUACAAUCACUAUUUGUGAAGUAGGGGCGCUCCUUUGUUUGAUGGGUUUGGGGCUGAAAUUGACCACGGCUGGGUGUCUCAGAUGAUACCAGAUGAGUUGCUCUUAUUUUAGAAUCUUUCCCCUGGAGCCUUUUCUGUAACAGAAAUUCAGUCACAAAAGACUUGGUUUUUCAGCCUAUUUUAGGAGAAGAAAUACCUUCAACUUGUAUCAAAUAACCAAAUUUGGUGCUGAAUAAUCGCCUAGAGAGGAAGUCUUAGUUGUAGAAUAUAGCCCAGGAGCUGGGGGCUGCGGUUGCUCCUGUCAUAAGAGGGAGAGUCCUCUAGGAUGAAAGUAGAAGUUAAUUUCCCCUGCAUAUGGCUUAAUUCCAUGGCUUAGAAUGACUUUAUAAAACUCCCUUAACCUUUCAUCCAUUUGUCAAAUUUAUCCACCCAGUAUGCUGUUCUGCUCACUCAUUCACUCAUUUAUACAGUUAUCUAAAUAUUCUUGGGAACCUGUCUGUAAUGUAAGGUGCUUUAUCUGUUGCCAUUCCCUGGUUGAAAAGCAUCUGUGGCUCUUCACUUCCUACCAAAGGGUGUUUUUCAUUUAGUCUGGCAUGUAGGGUCUUCAGUUGUUGGGGGAGAUAAGGCGUACUGACCUCUGCUUCUUUGUAUGAAGCCCAUUGUCAGAGAAGAUCUCUGUUAAGCUGGCAGUGGAGGGCGUGGCAGUUGGUGGUACAGGGAGGAACCGGGGAAGGGCAGCCCUCUCCUAAGUCAUAGCAGCUUCAUGUUCUGCAAAUCUUUCCUGAGCAUUGUACCCCCAAAUAGAUAGGAAUAGCAGGGAUGGCUUCCUUCUCCAACAAGGUCUAAAGGAGGAAGAGAAUGAAAAUAGCAAGACAUCCUUGGGAACAUCCAAGAGGGGAGUAGGGGACAGGCCCUCAGUCACAUGCCAGUGCGGACCACAGAUGUCCAGGACCAGCACUCAAAAGAUGUCUUAUCCUCCUCUGAAUUACCCUCCCCUUUGCUUUAUGUUUGCUUCUCUUUAGUGAAUAGAAGUGAAACUCCUAAUAGGUGGUGGGCCUGUGUGCAUCAUUCAGGAUUGGAAAGAAAAGAGGGUUGGGGACAGAGGUAAUCCAGAAUGAGGCUAAAUGGGGGCAGAGCUCAGGGGUAGAGCAUUGGCUGCAGGAUGAGGAUUUUGGAGAGGAAGAGCAGACAGUGGCAGCUAUGAAGAAAACAGUAGGGCAGGAGUUCGGCACCUUUAGGAAGAAAGAGAACGUGGCUCAGAUAAGAGACCUAGGCCAGAGAGGCAGCGUAGGUGGUGGUUGCUGUGAAGAAGAAAUGACAACAGACUGGGGGUGUCUCCUGAUGCGUGUAGGAGGAGCCCUGGGGCAGCUGACUCCAAGCUGUGCGGCCGGCCAGCGCUUCGGGCUACAGACCGGUUCCUCCCCGGCCCUGUCACCGGAAACUGACCUAGCUUGUUCACGUUCCAGAUGACCAACAGAGACAGCUGUAGGCAUUCCUGACUUGUCUGUGCCCAUUCCCCGAGGCCUUCAGGGCCCUGGGACUUGUCCCGUGACCCUGGUAUCCUAACCAAGCCUCUUCCAGGCCCUCUCAGCUUGGGAGAGUGAAAAAGACAGGGCGGGUGAUGGCAGCUGUGAAGAAAAGAGGACAGCAGACUGGAGGCCUCUAGUUUAGAGGCUGUGGCCCCUUUGCCCCGAUGUGCUUCUACCCUGUCUCUGGGCCCUUAGAAUGGAUCCAUCCGGCACACAUGGCGCAUCCCUGGGAGAGCAAGAAAGCAUAGGUAGGGGCCACCUCCUGCUGAUAGGUAUCCAGACCCACUCCCACCCCUUCAAGCUACUGGGCCGGCUCAGGCUUCCCACCUCCCGAUGCCCUCACUCCUAGGCCCCUACUAUUCAUUUCAGAGCUUUUAUUUGGGCGCUUUCCUUGGAUCUGUUUCUCCUGGUCAUCAGUCUUCCCUCCUGUCCUGUCCUUUGGGGUAUCAUAUAACAGUAGCCAUAGAUAGGAGACAUCGCGCCCUGUCUGUUGGGGAACCCAAGGCACCCACAGAGGUCACCCUGAGGCUGCCCUGCCUCCUCUCCAGGGCAGUAGGCUUCAAUACUUCCACUUCGGCCAGCUCAACCUCCCCAGUCUUCUGCAGUAGGCUGUGCGUUUCCCCCACUGCGUUAUGCGGUAGGUGUCAAGUCUUCCCUUUUUGUGUUCCCACAGUGCCCAGUUGGGGCCCCCCUUUGCUCAUUCCCAUAGGGUGCGGGGUAUCAUUGUUGUCUGUCUUGUGCCCUCUAGGCCUCUGUUAGGCUGUGAAUUCCUUGAGGGCCAAGUCUGUAUGAAUCAUCUCUCUAUCCUUUUUACCUGGAAUUAAUAAUUUCUUUAUAAAUAUAGGCUUUUUCUGUUGUGUUCGGAAUUCCCUGAAGGUAAGGACUGUGCCCAAUUCCUCUCUCUGUCCUCUGCUCCCGGCACAGAAUGGGCAGCAGUAAGGCUCUGCUGAAUGGAUCAAGGAAUCAAAGAUCCUUGGCCUUCUGGAGCUAAGUGAGAGGGCCAGGGCGAGCCCCCCAACAGGGAGGAGUAGGUUGCCUCCCUCUGUCGGUUGGAUAGUGUUCUAAACCCGCUGACCAUGUACCUGAAAUGGGUCUUCUCCCUGCUGGCCUGCUUCCAGGUCAGUCCCUAAAGAACUCUUCUCUGGCUUCAGCUGAGUCCUGCCUGGGUGUCUCAGGAUUACAGCCCAAGCCCAAAGCCAAGCCUCGAUAUGGGUUCUCAUGUCAGUGGUAUUUCCCCUCUGUCCCUGAUUGGCAUUUCUGUAACUGCCCCUCCUCCAGGACUCUGGGGCUGACGCCGUGGUUCAAUGUUCUGAGCGUGUCUUGCUCUGUGAUCCCAAAUGCUUAAAGUGCCCUCUGUUCUAUAGAAACUACCAGAACUCUUGGGAACAAGGGAGAUGAAUAAAGAGCUUAAUUCUGGUGA